Molecule: messenger RNA, 414 nt
Organism: Baudoinia panamericana UAMH 10762
Lineage: Eukaryota; Fungi; Ascomycota; Dothideomycetes; Mycosphaerellales; Teratosphaeriaceae
Exons: 1
Coding region: 1-414 (137 amino acids)
Source: RefSeq, a predicted model, not a curated record
AUGUGCUGUCACCGGCUCUUCGUUUAUUCAGUUUGCGGUCACAGUGCCUUCUCAAUAACGCCGCUUAUACUGUGUCAAGAUGCCGCAAUCGCGCCCGACGCAGAGCACUCCAGUAGAUGCGAACUGGUCGCACACCCGUACAGAUCGUUGAAACUGGACAUGUUAUGUCCGUCCUGCCAGCAGCGACGGGAUGCAAUCCUCGGCCGCGUCGAGCAAUGCCAGGUUGUGACGUACGAUGAGUACAAAUGGAAGGUCAGCUACGCGAUGCCGGCGCAUGGCAAAGACUUUUGGACACGAAAAAUGGAGGAAAAGGAGGCAAAGGAGACAGAAGAGCGCAAACAGCAGAAGGACAUGGAGAAACGGAAGAGGUUCAGCUGGAAACGGGCCAGCAAGAAGAGCGUGCGGAGCGGGUGA